ACAUACACAUAGUUUUAUAUAUAACCUCAUCACUUUCUCCAUUUUAUUUGAAAUCAGUUAUAUUAAUUAAGAUGGAGAAGGUGAUGAGGUUGGCUACAGAAAAGGGAGUGGUGAUUUUCACAAAGAGCUCUUGUUGCAUGUGUUAUGCAGUGAACAUUUUGUUUCAAGACAUUGGAGUGUAUCCUGUGAUUCAUGAAAUUGACAAAGACCCUGAAGGGAAGGAAAUGGAGAAAGCUAUAACAAAGUUGGGUUGUAAUGCGCCUGUUCCUGCAGUGUUCAUAGGAGGAAAGCUUGUGGGUUCUACCAAUGAAGUUAUGUCCCUUCACCUAAGGGGUUCACUCAUUCCACUUCUCAGGCCAUAUCGAUUUUAACUUACUUUCAUUAGCUUGAUGGUUAAGAACAAGUGCAGAUUACACGUUGUUCCUGCAGUUACUUGAAGAAUAAACUGCAAGCCGGCUUAAACUAAUCAAUACAUCACUAGUACUAGCUUGUAGUAACUAAGAUCCUUAUUCAUUAUUGUAGUAUGUUCAUUUUUAUUUUGAUAUAUAUAUGCGCAU
Lathyrus oleraceus (garden pea) is the source of this 557-nucleotide messenger RNA. Its product is annotated as monothiol glutaredoxin-S11. Bases 72 to 371 code for a protein of 99 amino acids. Lineage: Eukaryota; Viridiplantae; Streptophyta; Magnoliopsida; Fabales; Fabaceae. The record is from RefSeq and is a predicted model, not a curated record. The transcript has a single exon.